This is a messenger RNA of Coturnix japonica (Japanese quail), 4030 nucleotides long. It is a transcript of the gene CDADC1, whose product is annotated as cytidine and dCMP deaminase domain containing 1. Gene Ontology annotation, molecular function: dCMP deaminase activity; zinc ion binding. Gene Ontology annotation, cellular component: cytoplasm. Lineage: Eukaryota; Metazoa; Chordata; Aves; Galliformes; Phasianidae. The record is from RefSeq and is a predicted model, not a curated record.
GUGCCGCUCCUCCGCCCUGAGGGGAGGAGCAGCGCUAUGGGGGCGGGCCGAGCGGCGGGCACCGGCACCGAUGCACGGAGGGGACGAAGAGGAGGCGGCGGCGAAGGGGCCGCGAGUGAGGGCGGCGGGCACCCAGACCGACAGCAUGGCCGGUCAGAUCCCCAGGCUUUCUAAGGUCAAUCUUUUUACUUUGUUCAGUCUCUGGAUGGAGCUCUUUCCUUCUGCCGAACAACAGAAGAAAUCACAGGUAAAGAAGAGCGGUCUGGUUGUGGUGAAAAACAUGACGAUUAUUGGUCUUCAUUGUUCCAGUACAGACCUGCAUGCUGGUCAGAUUGCACUCAUUAAACACGGAUCGAGACUUAAAAACUGUGAUCUUUACUUUUCCAGAAAACCAUGUUCAACUUGCUUAAAAAUGAUUGUAAAUGCUGGGGUGAGCAGGAUUUCUUACUGGCCUGCAGAUCCUGAAAUCAGCUUGCAGAGUGAGGCAUCCAAUCCUGUGACGACCAGUGAUGCAAAGCUCGAUGCCAAAGCAGUAGAAAGGCUGAAGUCAAACAGUCGUGCUCGGGUGUGUGUGUUACUUCAACCCUUGGUGUGCUAUAUGGUGCAGUUUAUUGAAGAAACUUCCACCAAGCUUGAUUUUAUUCAGAAAAUAGCAAAAUCUCAACCUGACUUUAAUACUGACUUUUAUACCGCGUGUAGGCAAGAGAGAAUAAAAGAGUAUGAAAGUUUAUUCCUGAUUUCCAAUGAGGAAACACACAAGCAAAUAUUGAUGACCAUAGGACUGGAGAACCUCUGUGAAAAUCCGUACUUCAGCAAUCUUAGGCAAAACAUGAAGGAUCUGGUCUUGGUCUUGGCCACAGUGGCUGCCAGUGUCCCUGUCUUUGGUUGCUUUGGAUUUUACAGCAACGAACCACAGCCAACAAAUGAAACAUGCCAUCAGGGUUUGCCCCAGGAGAUUGCAAGGCACUGUAUGGUACAAGCCAGGCUGCUCGCCUACCGGACAGAGGAUCAUAAAACAGGAGUUGGAGCUAUUAUUUGGGCAGAAGAAAAAUCAAGAAGCUGUGAUGGAACAGGAGCAAUGUAUUUUGUAGGCUGCGGUUACAACGCCUUUCCUGUUGGAUCUGAAUAUGCUGAUUUUCCACACAUGGAUGACAAACAAAAAGAUCGGGAAAUCAGGAAGUUCAGAUACAUCAUACAUGCUGAGCAGAACGCCUUGACAUUCAGGUGUCGAGAAAUAAAGCCAGAUGAGAGAAGCAUGAUAUUCGUGACAAAAUGUCCUUGUGAUGAAUGUGUCCCUUUAAUCAAAGGGGCUGGCAUCAAGCAAAUCUAUGCAGGAGACAUUGAUGCUGGAAAAAAGAAAGCAGACAUUUCAUAUAUGAAAUUUGAUGAACUGGAGGGUGUAAGCAAAUUUACCUGGCAACUAAACCCAUGCCACCCUAAUGCUGUUGAAUUCUAUGAUGCCACAACGAGGGAAAAUGGAGUUCAGAAGACAAAAUCAAUAGAUGACCAGCAGCACCAGAACAAGAAGCUGUGUCUUGGUCACUAAUGAAUAAUCACUUAAGCACUUCUGCAUUCUUGCUCUGUGCUUUUUAUAACGCAGCCUGUUUGCACUUUGAAAUAAUGAAGGAUUUUAUUUAUUGUUUGGAAAGUGAUUUUUAGAAUAAGUUUAUUUAUGAUGCCUUGAAUGUUUUACGGAAUUACUUGAAGGUCUUUUUUUAAUUUAGAAGUUCCCGGGGAAAAAAAAUGCUGCUUGUAUUUUCUAUGAAAGUAAUUGGGUGGCAGAUUGUUGUUAAUGCAUAAAAAUACUGACAUUUGUUGCUGGUAGAUCAGAGGAAUAAUAAAGUAUUCUCUCUUGGCUUGUUGGAGGGACUGAGGAAACAAAUUUCUAAGUUCUGGGUUAGCAGAAUGCAGAAAUAAGCUGUGGUUCAAUAGAGUGGGCAAAGGAAGCUCCAAGAAGACGGUAGGCAAGUCAUCACUUGUAACUAGCCCAGGAAGUGGCUUUUGCUUCUCAGUCCGCUUGUGUAAUGGAGACACUGCCACUGAGACAGAAAUGGGUGUUAGAUAAGUGACUGGGAGAUCGUCUGUCUCUCAUAUAUAACUUCUUCCAACUACCAUGGCAGCACAGCUGUUUUCUUCUGUGGUUCUUGCAGUGCAGUGGUGUGUUCUUUGUGCUUCCUCAAGCACAUCCUAUCUGAAUUAUUCUAAACUUCUGCUGCCAUCCUUAAAACCCGGGAAGGAGAAUUGUGUCCUAAGAUUCUGCUGUAGUUUCUCUUUGUUCCUUGCAGGCUUUGGAUAGCAGAGCUGUGAUGGGACAGCAUGCAAAGCAGCGUAAGCAUAGCAUUAAUUGCAGGGAGACUGUUCUCACCCAGGCUGGUCCUACAAUUUAAGGUAGCUUCUUGAUGCUCACAACUGCAGCAAGGAGCUGAGAUUCCUUACGGCCCAUCAGAAAAGUUCAUAUCAGAAUUGAGGACUGCUUGUAUCCUUUUACCACCAUGAGAAUUUGCUUGUAGUGCAGCUGGAGGGAGCGCUUUCUCUCAGUCUAGUGAAGCUGAAGACAGCUUUGGGCUGCUGGGUGCUGCUGGGUGCAGUCAGCAGCAGAAAUCUUGCCAGGCAAGUGGCUGUUCACCACCACCACUGCUGCACUUUCCCAGGACCAGGGUGAAAAUACAACCCUGUUUGUCAGCCAAGGGAAGGAUGGUGAAAUCCACUUUUUGCAUCACACCUCAAAAAAGUGCAUUUGCACAGCAGCUCUUGAGGAAGUAUCUGAACUGCCACUUCUCUGUCUGAACCGCCACCAGGUCUUGUGGUCCAGAGCACAGGGGAUGAGAUCCUGGACCUGCAGGGUGUCUGUGUCUCUAUCAGACAAGAGAGUCCAACUUGGGCCUGAGGAGGGCGUUCCUGUUCUGGAUGUUGUGCAGCCUUCACAAACUGGUUUUCUUCCUCAUCAGGUUUCAUGGCUUGUAACUUCCAUUUGAGGUUAAAGAUGGAUAUGGGUGCUUCACAAACAAGACUGUCAUUAUCACCUGUUUUAAAUCAAAUCUUUUACUUUGUCAUACUGUUUCCCUUCCAUUUCUUGCAAGCAUCCUGUGUUAGAGUGAUUACUCUUGGCUUUUCCUACAGAUUAGAAGAACACUGCCAAGAUUAAAGCACUCCUGUACCCUGAAACCUUCGUGUUUCCAUCAUCCAUCGGCUGUGCUUGAGGUAGAAGCAGGGAGAAAAGAGGUGCAGGUUUAAGGCCUCUUGAGGUUUUAUCCUCAUCAGUCAGCUGGUAUCAGAACAGGGAAAGAAGUCUGUCUUUAUGGGAACGGCUGAGAUGGAAAAGUCCCUGCAAGGUGAUGGGUGGCCUGGGAACAGUACGCACCAAAUACCGCACACGUUAAAGAACUGCAUCGCAGUGGAUGCUGCUGGUAACCUUCAUGAGGAGUUCAGAUUUUACCUUCAGUUUUUAUUGAUGUUUGUUUUUAAAGGGAUUUUUGUACAAAACUUUCUGUGAAACCUGGAAUUGCUUCUAAGGCUGAAGGCUUGCAAGUCUGACCUGCUGUCACGCCAGCUUUGGACAGAUUCCUCCUGAGCUUCACAAAUGCCUGCAGGCUCUGAUGAUCCGCAUGACUCUGCUUUGUCUCCUGCUGGGAUUGCAGAGUAGGAACAACGUGAGCGGGGGUUUCUGUGAACCCCACAGGCCGUGCAGGCACUGCUGUGCUUCUCAUCCUGCCCAGGGGAGGUGCAUGAGGUCGGGCAUCUCCUGCACUGCUGCUGCAAAUGAACUGUAGGGUGUUUGUUUCUUACUUCCAAAGAAGAAUGUAUGUAAAGUUACGAAAUGUAAACGCUUUAUAUUUUAUAUACACAUAUGACGUUUCUGUACACGUUUCGGGUCCCUUUUCCAUUCGUUUCAGAGCAGCCCUUUCAAUUGCAGGUAUCAGCUACUGCAAACGCUUUGGUCUCUUGACUGAGAAUUACAGAAAUUCUCUGCUACUUGUUUGCCUUACAGCAAAAGAUGUUUUCUGCUAAUAAACGAUUCCGGCAGUAAGUA